Drosophila hydei is the source of this 428-nucleotide messenger RNA. Its product is annotated as coiled-coil-helix-coiled-coil-helix domain-containing protein 7. NCBI's taxonomy places the organism in Eukaryota, Metazoa, Arthropoda, Insecta, Diptera, Drosophilidae. Bases 159 to 413 code for a protein of 84 amino acids. The record is from RefSeq and is a predicted model, not a curated record. The transcript has 3 exons.
UACUAAAAUUACUUGAUUAUAAAACUAAAUGAACAGUACUCGGUAGCUCAGUUCCACUGUACGUAGUCCGAAUUAUUUUUGGGGAACUAGUUUGUGGCUGUCAACCGGCCAGAAAAACAAAUUUAUAUUUAUAUAAUACUAUCAAAAUCAAUUAAAACAUGCCGCGCAAUCUCAAUGCUGAGCGCGAUAAUCCCUGUUUAAAGGAGCAGGAACUGUCAUUCAAAUGCCUAAAUAAAAACAAUUUUGACCGGGAUAAAUGCGAAGUCUACUUCGUUAAUUACAAUAAUUGUAAAGAGUUUUGGAACAAAAUACGCGCCGACCGCAGAGCUCAAGGAAUCGUACCCUAUUUACCUCCAGUGGAAGAGCGAGCGGAUAUAAAGGCUGAUUACAUGAAAAGCAAACCAAAAUUGUGAUAUAUAAAUAACAAA